Messenger RNA from Pyrenophora tritici-repentis Pt-1C-BFP, 1740 nucleotides. Lineage: Eukaryota; Fungi; Ascomycota; Dothideomycetes; Pleosporales; Pleosporaceae. The record is from RefSeq and is a predicted model, not a curated record.
AUGGUUCUCCGCUUAAUCGAAGGAGAUUAUCGCCCGAAAACUGACACUUCAGAAUCCGUUCUUGUCAUCGAAGCCGGCGGAGCGGAUGAUAAUCCCAAUAUCCGUUUGCCGUAUGCCGCCAGUUAUCCAGUAAACACGUCUCUUGUGUGGCAAAACUACGUCUGCCAGCCAGAGCCAUUCCUUGGCAACGGAACAUGGAACACCCGUGUUGCAAAGGUACUCGGCGGAGGCUCAAUAGUGAAUGGAAUGAUGUAUGACCGUGGAUCUGCCGCCGACUAUGACGCCUGGGAGGCAUUGGGAAACAAAGGCUGGGGAUGGGCAGGAAUGUAUCCGUUCUUCAAGAAGGGUACAGAAUUUGUCCCGCCUCCAGAAGCUACGGUGAAGCAAGUCAAUAUUACUUGGGAUCCUGAGGCCUAUGGGGACGGGCCGUUGAAGCUUGGCAUCUCGGACACCCAAUUCACAGGUAUCCUUGAUUACUUUGAGGCAUAUGAGGGAACUGGUGGAGCACAUGCAGCCAUCGAUGGUAACAAUGGCGAGGCGUACGGUACAUCUUGGUACCCAAACACGAUGAACCCCAGGACCGGAGAAAGAUCACACGCCCGUAACUCCUACUAUGAGCCUGUUAUGAGCCGUCCGAACCUCCAUGUCGUACUGGAGUCAACCGCGACCCAGCUGAUAUUCGAUGGUACCAAGCAGCUUACCGCGAAGGGUGUAAAAGUCAACAACAAGAACGGCUCAACGACCUAUUACGCGAAAAAGGAACUCAUAAUAGCCUGCGGUGCAGUGAACACGCCCAUUCUCCUCCAAAACAGCGGUAUCGGACCAAAGUCCGUUCUCCAGGCAGCGGGGAUUCCAGUGAAGCUUGAACACGACGGUGUGGGCACAAAUUUCCAGGACCACCCAUACAGCAAUAUCCAGUUCAACAUCUCCAACCUUCCAAGCGGACCGGGCUUUGGGGCUAUUGACACAGACCCAGCGUACAAUGCUUCGGCAUGGGCACAGUACCUCUUCAACAGGACAGGACCAUUAACGCAAGCCCGUGGCAACGCUCUAGCCAUGAUUCCCCUGCCAGUCGUCGAUCCAGAAAACUACAACACACUCUCUGAUAGAGUACGAGCACUCAAAGACAACGAAUACCUCCCAGCAAUCUACAAGAAUAGCAAAAAGCUGCUCAAAGGUGUCCGAGCACAGCGCAAAGUGCUCGCCGAUCUUUUCCAAAACGACAAAGCAGCUAUUGUGGAAUACCCGAUACCAAGCGCUGGCAUAUACCUCCUCGUCGGCCUCGAGAAACCCGUCUCGCGCGGAACCAUCAUGAUCAACCCAGCCAAUCCCCAGGGACCACCAUUGAUUUCCUACAACGCCCUCAGCAACCCCGUAGACAAAUCCGUACUUGCAGCUUGCAUCCGCUACAUCCGCAGGGUGUGGGCCGGUCCUGAGCUAGAGAGAUUCACUCCCGUUGAGACGUUUCCUGGCACAAAAUACCAGACCGACGAUGAGAUCAUCGACAAGUCGGUUGAGAUGGGAGCUAUUUGGCCGACUCUGUCGCACCCUUCUGGUAGCUGUGCGAUGUUGCCUGAAGAUAUGGGUGGUUGUGUGUCUGAUGAGUUGCUUUUCUACGGGGUUGAGAAUAUGUCUAUUAUUGAUGCUUCUAUUAUUCCUCUUAUUCCCUCGCAGCAUAUUCAGUCGACUAUGUAUGCUAUUGGCGAGAAGGCUGCGGGGAUUAUUAAAAGUCGGGGUUAG